AUGGGAAUGAUCAAAAAUGGGAAGAGAGGCUUCCUGGGUGUUGGGGGAGGGGCUUCCCAGGAACAGCCAACUCGGUCCCCAGACUCGGUCCCCAGACUCGGUCCCCAGACUCGGUCCCCAGACUCGGUCCCCAGACUCGGCCCCCAGACUCGGUCCCCAGACUCGGUCCCCAGACUCGGUCCCCAGACUCGGUCCCCAGACUCGGUCCCCAGACUCGGUCCCCAGACUCGGUCCCCAGACUCGGUCCCCAGGCCUUAUUGUGCCAAGUUCUCUCCGUCUCUGCGGCCGUUCCUUCAGACGGUGGUCAUCAGUAUGGUGUCGUUCGGUGAGACUCACGGCAAACAACAAUCAGGAAUCGGAAAAGCCGCCUUAUCACUUCUAACUUCAGGGAAAUACGUGAUGGAUCCGGAGCUGAGGGGAGCAGAGUUUGAGCGGAUCACUCAAAACUUGGAUUUGCAGUUUUGGAAAUCCUUCUGGAACCUGACGGAAACUGGGCUAAUCACAGGCUUCAGCCGGAUCGCUUCAAACCCAGUGCAGGUGAAUCUGACGCUGUCUCUCCCUCCGGAGCCGCUGCAGCUGCCUCUGGCCUCAGACCCCAGCCUCUCCACAAACGUGUCCCCUCCCGUCGCACACUGGGGUCCUGGGCCUGUGCUCGCGCGCCUCAUAUCCUCCGAGAUUCGAGAAGGGCAGGACAGUGAGGAGCUGCUCUCUUACUCUCGGGCCGACACUGGUCCCGUUGCCAUGACGACGCUGCCCUGGGUCCAGAAGCAGCCGCACUCGCCCUGGCUCCUCGUCCACUUCCACGGAGGAGGCUUUGUGGCCCAGACGUCCAAAUCUCAUGAAAACUACCUGAGGGCCUGGUCGAAGGUUCUGGGCGUCCCGGUCCUGUCCGUGGACUACUCUCUGUCUCCUGAGGCUCCGUUCCCCAGAGCUUUGGAAGAGUGUUUCUACGCUUACUGUUGGGCUCUGAAGAACUCCCACCUCCUCGGAUCCACUGCAGAGCGCGUGUGUUUGGCCGGAGACAGCGCCGGAGGAAACCUGUGCAUCACCGUGAGCAUGAAGGCCAUGUCCUGCGGGGUUCGAGUCCCAGACGGCAUCAUGGCCGCAUACCCCGCCACCCUGCUCACCACGGACGCCUCGCCCUCCCGCCUGCUCACUGCCAUCGACCCUCUGCUGCCACUAGGGGUCCUCGCCAAGUGCCUCAACGCUUACACAGGGAUGGGCUCGGAGUUGGUGCAGCCCGCAGUGCACCGCGGCAGCCUGAGCGCUCUUGGACGGGACACGGCUCUGCUCCUCGGUGACCUCACCCAGACCGCCUCCAACUGGAUCCAGUCCUUUCUGGACCCGGCACGGAACAUGGACAGACGGCCUAACAACCUCCACUCCUCCGCUUCAGCCCCGUCCCUGAGCCGCUCUGGCCACAGCAGCACCGUGGAUUACCCAGAAGGCUUUGAACCUCUUCGGUCCCAGUGCCUCGCCGUCGUUCACCCGACUUCUUUCCCAAUCCUCAAAAAUCCUUUUGUGUCGCCGCUGUUGGCUCCGGAGCAGCUGCUGAGAGGCCUCCCGCCCGUUCAUAUCGUGGCCUCUGCUCUGGACGCCUUGCUGGACGACUCUGUGAUGUUUGCAAAGAAGCUGCGGGCCAUGGGGCAGCCGGUGACCCUGACCGUGGUGGAGGACCUUCCCCACGGCUUCCUCAGCCUCUCGCAGCUCACCAAAGAGACGGAGGUGGCGGCCGGAGUCUGUAUGCAAAAGAUCAGGCAGAAGCACAGGAGAGAAGUUGGAGCAGUGACUCCAGAAGCCUCAGGUUGA
Knipowitschia caucasica is the source of this 1809-nucleotide messenger RNA. NCBI's taxonomy places the organism in Eukaryota, Metazoa, Chordata, Actinopteri, Gobiiformes, Gobiidae. The record is from the annotation of a GenBank genome assembly.